AUGAACACCACACAUCGUCGGCGGCAGGCAUUCUACUCGCUGCCAUCUUCUCACUGGCAAAUGCUCGCCGAACCACCUUUCAACCUCCUCGAUAACUUCAGCCGCGUUGACGACGCCAUCGACGUCAAUGCCGAUAUCGCAGACGCGAUUCUCGCCACGGGACUUGCUUCAUUCGGGCUACCGGCCGACCCCGACCCAGAAGAUCCCCAGCAGAAUUGGCGGGAAAAAGCCACUACGUCGGAUGUCAACAAAGCGCAUUCGACCAUCCGACAGUUUUAUCGGGACUGGAGCGCCGAGGGCCGUGCGGAGCGGGAAGUCUGUUACGACCCAGUGCUGCAGGACCUCAAGGACGAGUUCGGCGAGAGACAAGUCUCGGAGGAGGAACCGAGGGUUCUGGUCCCCGGAGCCGGACUGGGAAGAUUAGUGUUCGAGAUCUGCGAGGCCGGGUACGCGGCCGAGGGCAAUGAGAUCUCAUACCAUCAGCUGCUGGCGAGUAGCUGGGUGCUGAACCACACCUUGGGCCCCGAGCAGCAUACUAUGUACCCGUUUGCCCUUCACUUCUCGAACCUGGUGUCCCGCGAGCAACAGCAUCAGAAGGUGAUGAUCCCCGAUCGACAUCCGGGCACGGCGAUGCUGGAAGCGCAGCACAACCCCGACACGCCGUUCGGGACGAUGAGCAUGUCGGCGGCGGACUUCGUGGUGCUGUACAGCAACCCGUCGAACAAGGACGCCUUCGACGCGGUGGCCACGGUCUUCUUCAUCGACACGGCGCCUAAUCUGAUCCGGUACGUGGAGACCAUCCGACACUGCCUCAAACCCAACGGCAUCUGGAGCAACGUUGGGCCCCUGCUCUGGCACUUCGAGGACGGCAGCAACCGCAGCCACGCCGACCAUGGCGACGAGGGUCAUGCGCAGGGAAUCGGCGAGCCGGGAAAUGUGGAGCUCACGGAGAGCGAGGUAUUCUGCCUUGUGGAGCGCAUGGGCUUCAGGAUCGAGAAACGGCAGGCCGUGGAGGAGCGACGCAUGUGUGGCUACAUCCAGGACCGACAGAGCAUGCUUCAGCCACUGUACAAGCCAUCGCACUGGGUGGCCCGCAAAUUAUAG
This is a messenger RNA of Aspergillus melleus, 1104 nucleotides long. RefSeq lists its product as uncharacterized. Gene Ontology annotation, molecular function: S-adenosylmethionine-dependent methyltransferase activity. The record is from RefSeq and is a predicted model, not a curated record. The coding region runs from base 1 to 1104 and encodes 367 amino acids. The transcript has a single exon. Lineage: Eukaryota; Fungi; Ascomycota; Eurotiomycetes; Eurotiales; Aspergillaceae.